AUGGAUGCCUCGGCCCUCGAGCAGCAGAUGCUAGCUGCGGCUAUUGCCGCAUCACUCGAGGAUUAUCAGAAACGGAGCAGCACGGCUUCUUCUCACCAAGCAUCAUUCUCCAACAAUGAUAUUGAGAACUCUCGAAUUCUGCCCAAAGAAAAACCAGAAACUCAGUCCAGUAACAUGAGCCCGCAGCGGACAUACAAAGUAUCCUCGCCGGCCAAAGGCAAGGUUGUGGACCUGACCAAUGAUUCAAGCUCCGACUCAGAUGUGAAAGAGAUUUUCCCCUACUCUCAGUCGAUUGUGAAUUCUGAUGCCGAGGAUGAGAGUUUCCAGGGAAUCUCAGGUGAUGCCAGCGACGAGGAGCUCAAACAAGCAAUUGCCAUGUCGCUGGAGACUUCUCAGCAAGCCACCGAUCACCCGGCUCAUCUCCAAAUACGAGGUAGCUGCAAUGACCCCAGCAUACCUAGCACCGGAGUUUCCCACAUACGAGGAAUCUUCGGUGUCGACAGGAAGCAGAUGGAGCAAGAGCGUCUUACCCGCCUCGCCAAACGCAAAGCCGGUGUCUCCCCUCCCCCAUCUCAGCCGGCUUCAAAGACGGCUCGCAUUACCGAUCCAAGAGCUAUUAUUACACCAAGAGCUCCAGCUGCAGACUCGGGUGUGUCAGAACGGACCUUUGAGAACCAGACUAGAAUCAGCUCUUUCAAAAAGCCCAUCAGUCCUCCGCAGCCAUCUCCACGCUCAGACAUUCAAUUCCCACAAGGGGUGGUCAAAAAGACAUAUGUCGCUUUCGUUCCUCGCUCGGAUAAUGACAUUACCAUCGAAGAAGUGAUCCAAAAGAAUGAUUUGAAUGUUGCUGUUCUGAGCUCCUUUCUGUGGGAUAUGGAUUGGCUGUUCUCAAAGUUUGACGCAAAGAAGACCAAGUUUAUCCUGAUGAUGGGAGCCAAGGAGGAGGAAACUCGCAAACAAUAUCGGGAAGAGACUGCCUCGAUGUCCAAUCUGGACCUAUGUUUUCCGCCCAUGGAACCGCAAGUCAAUAAUAUGCACUCAAAAUUGAUGCUCUUCUACCAUCCCAGUCAUCUGAGGAUUGCGGUUCCAACCGCAAAUCUCACACGGACAGAUUGGGGUGAGAAUGGUUUGAUGGAGAAUACUAUAUUUUUGAUCGAUUUGCCCAGAAUCAGAAUAAGUGGACCAGGUAAAGGAUCGGAUACUGCAUUCAGGGAAGAAUUGAUCUACUUUUUAAAGGCGUCUAAGCUGCGUGAAGACGCUAUCAAGGCUCUCGAUGAGUUUGACUUUACCGAGACUUCUCGUUAUGCUUUUGUUCACACCAUAGGCGGAUCCCGCAUUGGCGAGGCUUGGACACGAUCGGGAUACUGUGGACUCGGCCGUGCUGUAACACACAUGGGGUUGCAGACACCUGGACCUAUCAAUAUAGCUUAUGUGACGUCUUCUGUUGGGUCUUUAAAUGACGAUUUCCUCCGAGCCAUAUACCUUGCUGCUAAAGGUGAUGACGGAAUGACGGACUACAAGCUUCGCUACACACGAGACUCAAGUACUCAAACAAACGAUCCACAGCGCAAGGAGAUGCUGCGUGCGAGUCAAGAAUGGAAGGAUCGGUUCAAUGUGUACUUCCCCUCAGAGCAGACGGUUCGAUUUGCGCACCAAUACCCGGACCGAACGGCCGGCACCAUUUGUUUCUCAUCACGAUGGUGGCUGGGUGCCAAAUUUCCUCGAGGGGUAUUGAAGGACUGCGAGAGCGAGCGCCGGGUUCUGAUGCACAACAAGCUCAUGUACGUGUGGCCUUCUGAGCCCUUCCAAAUGCCUAACGGGAAAGAGUGUAAGGGCUGGGCGUACGUCGGAAGUGCGAAUAUGUCAGAAAGUGCCUGGGGGAAACUUGUGAAAGAUCGCUUUUCGGGCCAGCCUAAGUUGAACUGUCGCAAUUGGGAGUGUGGAGUCAUCGUACCAAUCACGACUGUCGUGAAUGAGACUCAGGGUGUCGGGGGUAAAACGGCUUCUUCAUUGCAAUCGCAGUCCCAACAACUCCCCGUCGAGCUCUUCCACGACACUGUGCCUGUCCCUUUGAAGAUCCCUGGAGCCGAUUUGACCGAGAGUCGCCCUCCAUGGUUCUUCCAAGGUUAA
Molecule: messenger RNA, 2130 nt
Organism: Penicillium oxalicum
Lineage: Eukaryota; Fungi; Ascomycota; Eurotiomycetes; Eurotiales; Aspergillaceae
Exons: 8
Coding region: 1-2130 (709 amino acids)
Biological process (GO): double-strand break repair; single strand break repair
Cellular component (GO): nucleus
Molecular function (GO): 3'-tyrosyl-DNA phosphodiesterase activity; double-stranded DNA binding; single-stranded DNA binding
Source: RefSeq, a predicted model, not a curated record